Molecule: messenger RNA, 582 nt
Organism: Phalaenopsis equestris
Lineage: Eukaryota; Viridiplantae; Streptophyta; Magnoliopsida; Asparagales; Orchidaceae
Exons: 1
Source: RefSeq, a predicted model, not a curated record
AAGAAGUUUGGGAAAGCUCUCAAUAAUUGGAGUUGGAACACCUUUACUAACAUUAUCAAUGGGGUUGAAAAGGCUGAGAAGGAAGUACAGGCAGUGGAGAAGGCAAAUCUACUUGGACAGGUGGAUGAGGCUUCCCUUUUGGAGGCCAAUGAGAAGUUACUAACAACAUUGGAUAUGCAAGAACAACUUCUCAAACAGAAAGUAGCUAAAAUAAAGUUCUCUGAUGGUGAAAAAAAUACUAUGUAUUACCAUGCUUGUAUCAACUAUCGAAGUAAGUUCAAAACAAUUCAUUCUAUUAAAGGUAAACAAGGCAAGUGGAUUAAAGAUGAAGAUGGGAUUGCUGCCAGUACUGUUGAAUACUGUCAACAACUAAUGCAUAGGACCAACAACAAAAAAAGAAAGGUAGACUCAAAUCUCUUCAUAUCUGAUCAUGAUUUAACUACAAGUAUACAACUAGCUAAAGUCCCAGAUGAGGAGGAAAUUAAACAAGCCCUUGAUUCCAUAGACAACUUCAAAGCUGCAGGUCCUGAUGGAUUUACAGCUGAUUUCUACAAAAAAGCAUGGGAGAAAAUCAAGGAGGAU